GUAAACGUUGCAUGAGGAGCGCUGUUGCCAUGCUGUUGCCUCAAGUUACGGAAAUCAACAGAGUGUCCGCUUUCGACGAAUCAUGAAUUGUUUCGUGCAGUGUUUAACGUGUAUACCCUGACAUUUGUUUCUAGAGUGCCUGUUCAUAUUUAUUUAUUAAUCUAUCUCCGCCUUAUCCGGCUCCGUUCAUCAUCGUUCGACAUGAAGUGUCACUACGAAGUUCUCGGGGUGUCCAAAAACGUCACCCCCGAGGAGUUGAAACUUUCCUACCGAAAGCUCGCGUUGCUGUGGCAUCCAGAUAAGAACCCAGACAAUCUUCAGGAGGCGACUGAGCAGUUCAAGCUCAUCCAGCAGGCCUAUGACGUGUUGAGCGAUCCCCAGGAACGGGCCUGGUAUGACAAGCACCGUGAUGCCAUACUCAAAGGAGGUCUUGGCAGUGACUACAAGGAUGACAGUCUGGACGUCUACUGCUACUUCAACUCCUCCUGUUUCAGUGGUUAUGGGGAUGACGAGAAGGGGUUUUACGCGGUGUUUCGGGACGUCUUUCAAAGAAUUGCUGCGGAGGAUGAACCCUACCACGACGAGCCCGUGGUUGUGCCGGGAUUCGGAAGCAGCACCAGCCCGUACGAUGAGGUCGUUGGUCCGUUUUACGGCCACUGGCAAAGCUACUGCACGGCACGGACGUUUGCCUGGCUCGACCAGUAUGACGUUCGAACGGCACCGAACAGGCGAGUGGCACGGCUCAUGGAACGGGAGAACCGCAAGGUGCGAGAUGCUGCCCGACGGCAGCGCAACGAGGAAGUCAGGCAAUUGGUUCAGUUUGUCCGGAAGCGAGACCGGAGGGUUCAGAGGAGAAAGAAAGAGCUCGAGGAGAAGGCUGCGGAGAGUGCUCGGAAAUCUGAGGCCAAGCGAGUGCAGAGGAUUUUAGAGCAGAAAAAAGCUAUGGAGAAUUACGAGGAGUCCGAGUGGUGUUCCAUGGCGCAGCUCGAAGUCCAGCUGAAGGACAUCGAGGCGCAGCUGGACUCGCAGUUUGGCGAGGAAAACAAUGCACAAUCCGGCGGGGCCACAGAACAGCCAGCAGAGAAUGGUGUAGACUCUGCGUCCGAUGACUCUGAGGAUGAAGACCCAGAUGAACUUUACUGUGUGGCCUGUGACAAGUGCUUUAAGUCUGACAAAGCGUUUGCCAACCAUGAGAAGUCAAGGAAGCACAAAGAAAACGUGCAGUUCCUCAAGGAAGCAAUGCAGGAGGAAGAGGCACAGUUUGCUGGCACAGCAACCCAGUCUGAAGAGACUGCCACUGCCGAAGCUCAAGAUGCGGGAGACAGCGUGGAAACGAAGCCCCCAAAGACGAAGCAUAAAAAGAAAUCUAGAAAGUAAAAAAGCAUUCAAAUUCUGACAA
This is a messenger RNA of Rhipicephalus sanguineus (brown dog tick), 1399 nucleotides long. RefSeq names its product dnaJ homolog subfamily C member 21. Gene Ontology annotation, molecular function: zinc ion binding; nucleic acid binding. Lineage: Eukaryota; Metazoa; Arthropoda; Arachnida; Ixodida; Ixodidae. Gene Ontology annotation, cellular component: cytoplasm. The transcript is spliced from 10 exons. The coding region runs from base 202 to 1377 and encodes 391 amino acids. The record is from RefSeq and is a predicted model, not a curated record.